AUUAAAGCCUGCCUCGUUUGUGUACGUUUACACUGUGGACUAUUUAUUUUAAUGUCAGUGCUAUUUGUUUCGCUAUAGUUUGUUACUCAUCUUGCACUGGCGACAAUAGCAGCAUGGCCUCUGUCAGAAUCUACGGUAUCUUAGUGUUGUAUAUGAUUUUAUUGGGGGAUAUAAACAAAGUAUGCGGAAUUCUGGAGAGAAAAGUCGGUGAUUGGCAGAUGAUAUUCCGUGCCCGAAGUAUGAACGGUCAUUCAGUGAUCAAGACGUAUAUGGAACAAGGCGUGGCAAGCGAGCAGACUGAAACAGCGCCCGGAUGUGUUUCUAUAAACGCACGUGACCAAUGCGGGAACAAUUACAGACACAGUAUGAUUGACAGAUGGGAUAGCUCAGGGGUUGACAAGGUGAGGGUUGAACUGUACAAGGAGGGGGAACUAGUGGCACACAUUGUGUUCAACGGCAAAGGCUCCACAUCCACGAGCUGGUUCAGUCAGGAUCAAGUCCUGUCCUCCAACUGGUUCGACCUUAAGGAGACCAACACAGAAAAGGGCAAACACUUCUCAUUCCUUGGAUAUAGCAACAACAACAUCAACCGUCGCCUGUAUAUCAACAAGCUCUGGGCAGGAGGUUGCAGACUUCACAAGGGUUGGAUGGUAGUUGUAGAGGGUGUUACCCGCGGUCAGGGCUGUGGCUACGAGACUUACCGCUCGUACCCAGUCUUCCUGUACAUCCCACACACAUAUGCGGACUACUUCGACGACUUCAAAAGUGAGGCAGAUGUAUUCGCCAUUUCUGUGAUAGCCAAACGUGUGAAUGCUGUAUAGUCAUGCCAACAGUGCGCUGAAAACCAGGACAUUUUACUUUAAAGUUGUAGUAGGAAACAGAUCAACUGUGAAUAACGAAUACCGCAGAAAAGUAGGAAUAUUUCAAUCAUUUUUGUUCACCUGGAUGAUCGUAAACACUGAGGAACAAAUUUGGUAAAGUAUUAGACAAAUGUAUAAAAUUUUGUCCAGUUAAUUACAUACCAAUACAAUGUACUCUCCUGUACUCUGAUUGGUUGAGACAUUUACAAAAGAGGAGCACAUUCAGCAAAAAAUCCUAAAUUGCCAAAUAUCUGCCUCGUCCAGUUGUCAUGUACAAACAUACAGACUUUUUGAUAGGAUACUGAGGGCUAUCAAUAUAAGGUCUAGUUUAUUUUUACUUAAAUAGAUACUAUGAACACUUCACAUCCUCACAUUGGCUAUUCAAGAAUACAAAGACUUUGAAUAUAGUAUGGUAUAUUUGUCCUUGUAUGCUGCACGUGGAAUUCUCUUGAAAGGAAGUACAAAUCAGACAAGCAGUUUUCUUGUUUCUCAAUUGGUUUAUUAUUUACACCUAAUUUCACACCAACAAAAUUGUAUAGUUUGUUUUAUAAUACUUUGGGGAAUAUCAAUCAGCAAAUCAAGUGAUAAAGUCAAUAAAAUCAUCCUUGGACAGACCGAUUUCACCAAUGGAACAGUUAAGCAGAUCUUGUUAAAUUACCAACCAAGCAGCACGUAUAUUUCUUUAUCUGUUUACGUCUAGCAAUAUCUUUCCUGAGAAGCAAGGAACAGAUUUGUACAUGUUUAACAUGUUUUCUAAUUCGGGAAUGGAAAAAUAAGUAAGUACAUGUACUUGACAUCCUAAUGCAGACUUAAGUUAGCACAAAGUCGAAGGACAAACGAUUUACGUUUAGAAUAUUUGGGUCUUGUGUGUAAAAUUUGAAAAAUAUGUUUUUAAUCCAUUGUCACCUCUAACAAAAACACUUGCUUGUAUAUACACGUACUGUACCUGGUGUGUCCUUAAUGCAGUGUUUAUCAAUAAAUAUUACUGAAUAUGGAUAAGUAGUCGGGACAUUCAAUAGAUUUCUUUGUGGAUGACAACAAAUUAUUUCUAGGGUAAGUUAUCUGUUUAACUCAUUCACCCCUGAAAUUUCGUAAUAAACUACAUGUAUAUAUAUAUUCCAACUAUUGAUUUGGAAGAGUUCAAAUGUGUCUUCAGGGGUGAAUGAGUUAACAUAACUUUGAUCAGAUGACUGAUUGAAUACUCACACCAUAUAAUGCCACCGCAACUUGAUUGUCAAAUGCAUAGAUUAUGAUAAUAAAGCAGUUCUUAGUCAACAUAAAAUGAGCAAACAGAAAUUAUCUUUAUCACUCAGAUGCAGGGCUCGGUUUAAAAUGAUAAAAAAAUAUGAUAACUCUGUAAAUAAUAUCAUGGUACCAGUAUUCCGUAUACAUGUACAAAACUUAACAUUGUGGUGGGCUAGGAUAAAGCAAAGAACGGAGUGACUAGCUUUCUGUACAGAGAAUGUCUAAGACAAGACGGAAAAGCUGUAUACCAAACCUUUGUUCCAGGGGUAUAGCAAGCAUCCAAAAGAAGGAAACAAUGU
Messenger RNA from Mizuhopecten yessoensis (Yesso scallop), 2404 nucleotides. RefSeq lists its product as uncharacterized. NCBI's taxonomy places the organism in Eukaryota, Metazoa, Mollusca, Bivalvia, Pectinida, Pectinidae. The record is from RefSeq and is a predicted model, not a curated record. Bases 114 to 821 code for a protein of 235 amino acids. The transcript has 5 exons.